AUGAUUACCUCGGGCAUUCUAAACCACGAGAAGAUUUCUUUUAUGAUCUUCUUAGCCGUUACAUUGGCUGUCCCAGUCCUGGCAGUGGCCUAUGAUGAUGUGCACAUCAACUUCACUAAGGAAGAGUGGGAUUGGCUGAAUCCUUCCCAGAAGAAUCUCUACAAAGAUGUGAUGCUUGAGACCUACAGGAACCUAACUACUAUAGGAUACAUUUGGGAAGAUCUUAACACUGGAGAGCAUUGUCAAUGUUCUAGAAGACAUGCAAGGAAUGAAAAAACACAUAGCGGAGAAAAACGCUGUGAAAUUAAGCAAUGUGAUGAAGUCUUUUCUUAUCACAAUCAUCUUGAAAUGCAUAAAAGAACACACACUGGAGAGAAACCCCAUGAAUAUGGUCAAGAUGAUAAAGACUAUCUUUAUCACAGUCAUCUUCAAAAGAUUAAAAGAAUAUGUACUAAAGAGACACCCUAUGAAUAUAAUCAAUGUGGUAAAGCCAUUGAUCAAUGUACUGUUUUUCAAACACAUAAAAGAAUUCAAACUGGAGAAAAACACUAUGAAUGUAAUCAGUGUGGUAAGGCCUUUGCACACCAUAAUCAUGUUCAAUUGCAUAAAAGAACACAUACUGGAGAUAAACACUAUGAAUGUAAUCAGUGUGGUAAGGCCUUUGCAUACCACAGUAAACUUCAAAGCCAUAAGAGAACACAUACUGGAGAGAAACCCUAUGAAUGUAAUCAGUGUGGUAAGGCCUUUGCACGUCAGAGUCAUCUUCAAAUGCAUAAAAGAACACAUACUGGAGAGAAACCCUAUGAAUGUAAUCAUUGUGGUAAGGUCUUUGCACGACAUGAUCAUCUUCAAUUGCAUAAAAGAACACAUACUGGAGAGAAACCCUAUGAAUGUAAUCAGUGUGGUAAGGCCUUUGCACAGAACAAUUCUCUUCAAUACCAUAAAAGAACACAUACUGGAGAGAAACCUUAUGAAUGUGAUCAGUGUGGUAAGGCCUUUGCACAGAACUUUUCUCUUCAAUACCAUAAAAGAACACAUACUGGAGAGAAACCCUAUGAAUGUAAUCAGUGUGGUAAGGCCUUUGCACAGAACAAUUCUCUUCAAUACCAUAAAAGAACACAUACUGGAGAGAAACCCUAUGAAUGUAAUCAUUGUGGUAAGGCCUUUGCACAGCACAGUGAUCUUCAAAGGCAUAAAAGAACACAUACUGGAGAGAAACCCUAUGAAUGUAAUCAGUGUGGUAAGGUCUUUGCAUGUCACAGUAAUCUUCAAAAGCAUAAAAGAACACAUACUGGAGAGAAACCCUAUGAAUGUAAUCAUUGUGGUAAGGCCUUUGCAAAGAACAUUUCUCUUCAAUACCAUAAAAGAACACAUACUGGAGAGAAACCCUAUGAAUGUAAUCAUUGUGGUAAGGCCUUUGCACGUCAGAGUCAUCUUCAAAACCAUAAAAGAACACAUACUGGAGAGAAACCCUAUGAAUGA
Molecule: messenger RNA, 1482 nt
Organism: Chionomys nivalis (European snow vole)
Lineage: Eukaryota; Metazoa; Chordata; Mammalia; Rodentia; Cricetidae
Product: zinc finger protein 431-like
Exons: 5
Coding region: 1-1482 (493 amino acids)
Biological process (GO): regulation of DNA-templated transcription
Source: RefSeq, a predicted model, not a curated record